AUGGAGAGCCGGACGCUGCGGUCGCACCGCGUCGUGGGCGCCAUCGCCGACGACGCCCCGACCUGCGUGUCCUUCUACGACCUCGGCGGCGUGGGCUUUGUGUGCGCGCGCGUCGCCGGCGACGCCUUCCAGGUGCUCAAGCUCGACAGCCUCGCGGUGCAGUUGACGUCGCCGCGGCUCGGGCGGCCCAUCGCGUGCCUCGCGAGCCUCGGCGAGUGGACCUACUGCGGCGUCGGCGACGAGCUCUGGUGCUUCGAGCGCGCGGCGUUCCGCGGCGUCGCGGGCGCGGGCGCGGGCCCGCUCCGGCGCCUCGACGUCGCGGGCCCGCUCGUCGUCGCCGCCGCGGACGCCGGCGGCGCGACGGAGCUGAGCUGCUGGGCGCGGCCCGCCGGCGCGAAGCGGUCCGCGCUGCCCGUCGACGCCGCGCGCUUCGAGCUCGGCGCCGGCUUCAUAAUGACGGCCGCGUGCCACCCGCCGACGUACGUCAACAAGAUCGUCGUCGGGAGUAGUGAUGGCGCUCUCGAGCUGUGGAACCUGCGCUCCGGCAAGCGGGUGCACCGCUACGCCUACGCGGGCGGCGGCGGCGGCGUCGCGGCGAUCGCGGCGUCGGGCGCGCUCGACGUCGUCGCCGUCGCGCGGACGACGGGCGUCGCGGAGCUCGUCGACGCGAAGCGCGACGUCUUACUGUUCGCCCUGGACCACGGCGCGCCGUUGGCCUGCCUCUGCUUCUGCCGGUCGGCGCCCGAGGGCGGCGAGGGCUCGCCGCGGCUCGCGACGGGCGGCGCCGACGGAGACAUACGGGUCUGGGACCUCGAGGCCCGCGCGCUGGUCGAGGCCAUCGCGGCGCCCCACGGCGGCAAGGCCAUCGUCGCUCUGAGUGCCGGCGGCGUCGGCGGCGCGGGCGUCAAGGGCGGCGGCGCCGUCGGCCCGCGCGCGGCGCUCUUCACGGCGGUCGGCGGGGACAACGCGGCGCGGCAGUGGGCUUUGGACGGCCCCGGCGGCGGGCCGCGGCUCGUGCGGAGCCGCGCGGGCCACGGCGCGGCGCCGAGUCUCGCGAAGUGGUACGGCCCGCCCGCGUGCGGCGGCGCGGCCGCGGGCGGCGCGGGCGACGCCUACGGCGCGCUCCAACUGCUGUCGGCGUCGCGCGGCGACCGGUCCCUGCGGUGCCUCCACGCGGCGCGCGACGCGCUCUGCGGCGAGCUGAGCCAGGGCCGGGGCGUCGAGGGGCGCGCGAAGCGCAUGCGCCUCGACGACCCGGGCGCGCUCAAGCUGCCGCCCGUCGUCGCGCUGGCCGCGUCGGGCGCCAAGGACGGCGCCUACGCGAACGUCGUCACCUGCCACGCCGGCGAGCGCGUCGCGCGGCUCUGGCACCUCGCGGACCGGCGCCUCGCCGACGUCUGCCUCACGCAGCCCCAGUGGGGCGGGCGGGGCACGGACGACCCGUCGCGCGCGGCGGGCGGCCGCGACGAGGCCGCGACGGCCUGCGAGCUGAGCCAGUGCGGCAACUUCGCGCUCGUGGGCCACGCCGACGGCUACGUGCGCAAGUACAACGUCCAGAGCGGCGACGCGCGCGGCACGUUCCCCGCGUCGCUCGCGGCCGCGGCCGCGGCGGCCGCGGGCGCGGCGUCCGUCGCCGUGCCCGGCGCCGUGGGCCGCGCGGCGCGGGCCAUCGACCGCGCGAACCGCAAGGGCGAGCGGAGCGACGGUGCGACGACCAAGGUCAGGCGCACGGACGGCUCCGCGGGCGCGCGGCACCACGGCCGCGGCGACGGCCGCAAGCUCCGGCACCGGGGCGCCGUCGCCGGCGUCCACGCCGACGCGGCCAACGCCUUUGUGGUGUCCGGCGGCGCCGACGGCCAGCUCAAGUGGUGGGACUUUGCCUCCCACGAGGCGCUGGGCAAGCUCGAGCUCGGCGGCGCCGUCGCCGCGCUCGCGCCGGCGCGGUCCGCGCGGCUCCUCGCCGUCGCCGACGACCGCGGCGACGUCCUCGUGCUCGACGCGCGCCCCCCGGGCGACGGCGGCGGGCGCGUCCUGCGGCGCUUCGCCACGGGCCCGCCGCGCGCGCCGCGCGAUCUGUGCUGGGGGCCCGGCGCGUCGUCCGUCUUCGCCGUCGACGGCGGCGGCGCGCUGCUGCGCUACGACGUCGCGUCGGGCGCCUGCGUCGACCGCCUCGCCUUCCCCGAGGCCGAGGCCACGUCCGUGAGCGCGUCGCCGACCGGCGAGUUCGUCGCGACGACGCACGUCGGCGUCCGGGGGGUCGCGCUCUGGACCGACACCGCGGCCUACGCGCGCGUCGACGCCGUCGCGCUCGACGUCCUCGACGGCGACGCGCCGCCGCUGGAGGCCCUGGCGCCCGACGAUUUGUUGGGUACGGCGCGGCGCGCGGCGCCGGCGCCGGGGUCCAUCGCGCUCGGCGCGGCGGCCGACGCGGGCGCGGGCGACGCGGCGCCGCUCGCGCCCGCGGUGGCCCGCGACAACGCGGCGCGCGGGGUCCUGGAGCUCUCGGGCCUGCCGCGGGCGCGCGCGGAGACGCUCCACGCGCUCGAGGCCGUCGCCGCGCGGAACAGGCCGACGGCGCCCCCCAAAAAGCCGGAACGCGCGCCGUUCUUCCUACCCUCGGCCGCGGACGCGGGCCGGGCCGACGCCGCGAUGCCCCCGAAGGCGCUGGCGCUGCCCGAGGCGCCGCCGGAGAUCGACGCGUUCGACGAGGACGAGGAGGAGGAGGAGGAGGAGGCCGCGGCGCCGGGGGCGGCCGACGAGGCGGACCGGUGCCGCCUCGCGGCGCUCUCGCUGGACGCGGACGCCGCGGCCGUCGUCGCGCACCUCAACGGCCUCCACGCGUCGGGCGUCGACGCGGAGAUCGCCCUGCUCUGCCGCGGCGGCCACGACGAAGCGGGGCUCGCGCUGCUCGAGGCGUUCGCGAAAGUCCUCGCGGCCGCGCUCGCGGGCCACGCGAACUUCGACGCGCUCCAGGCCUACGUCCACCGCCUCCUCCAGCACCACGCGGCGCCCCUGUCCCUGCCCCGGCUCAAGCCCGCGGUGGCGAAGCUCGCGGCGGCGCAGCGGGCGGCCGCGGCGCGGUUCCGCGCGCUCGGCCGGCCGUCGGCGUGCGGGUGCAUGUACGCGUCGGUGUGGUACUCGGGCAGCGCGGGCUCGAGGUGGAUGCGCACGGUGCGCUCGAACGCCGCGGGCUUCGGCGGGACGAAGGCCGCGCGGCUCGUCGUCGUCGCCGUGAAGGGCGUCGUCGGCGCGGCCUUCUGCGGCGGCCGGCGGAGCGCGCGCUGCUCCACGGGGUGGGCGACGAAGGCCUCGCGGGACGUCGUCGUGCCGACGAACGGCGUCGGCUUCGGCGCGGCCCGCGAGGUCGUCGUCGCCACGAAGGGCGUCGUCCGCGGCGGCGGCGGCGCGUCGCGCGGCGGCCGCUUCUGGAGGGGCCACUCGACGUACUUCUCGUCGUACUCGCUCUCGCCCGCGAAGGGCGUGCCCGGCCCGCCCGCGGGCGGGCCGUGGCCGGCGAGGAAGGUCGCGAGGCUCCGGCCCGCGGGCUUCUCCGGGUCGCCGCCCCGGCGCGGCGGCGGCGGCGCGGCGAAGGCGCCGCGCGACGUCGACACGAAGUCGCGCGUCUCGGGCGCGUCCGCGCGCCGCGGCGGCUUGGGCGGCGACCGCGGCUCGAUGGGGUGGGCGACGAAGGCGCUGCGGGCCGUCGUCGUCGCCGUGAACGGCGGGCUCGCGGCCGGCGGCGGCGGCGGCGCCCGGAGCGCGGGCGCGGCCGCCGGGUGCGCGACGAAGGCCGCGCGGCUGGUCGUCGUCGCGACGAAGGGCACGCGCUCCCGCGGCGCGUGCUUGACCAUCUUGCCCAGGGGCCGGCUGCGGAACUCGGGCGGCGGCGCGACGUAG
Messenger RNA from Aureococcus anophagefferens, 3897 nucleotides. RefSeq lists its product as hypothetical. NCBI's taxonomy places the organism in Eukaryota, Pelagophyceae, Pelagomonadales, Pelagomonadaceae. Gene Ontology annotation, cellular component: Pwp2p-containing subcomplex of 90S preribosome; small-subunit processome. Gene Ontology annotation, biological process: rRNA processing. The record is from RefSeq and is a predicted model, not a curated record. Gene Ontology annotation, molecular function: protein binding. Bases 1 to 3897 code for a protein of 1298 amino acids. The transcript is spliced from 3 exons.